ACAACUUUUAAUUUCUUUCCCUCUAAUUUCCCUGAUCUGACGACACACAGUAACAUCAAUUGCCGGAGAAAGAGAAAGAAAGAAGAUGUAUCUUAACUGGCUUUGGAAGCGAGGAGGAAAGAAUUCUCCACCUCAACCUCAGCCACCUCCUCCGCCUCCUGAAACCCACAAUUUCUCCGUCUUCAUACCUUCCCCCAAUAUUGAAGAUUAUUACACUAGCAGACAGCUUGCCAAUUUUCCCUUCGUCGUCAUUCCAAUGUCCUCUCCCGUCAAAUCGGUGGGUGCUGGUGUGAGGAAUCUUGGGUCCACGUGUUUCAUGAGUUCUAUUCUUCAGUGCCUCACCCACACAAUCAAGCUGUUCCAGGGUCUCCGUUCUUACACUCAUGAUUGCCCGGGUGACGCGGGUGAAUUCUGUGUUUUCUGUGCCCUCCGUUCACACAUGGAGUCUUGCUUUACACCUGCCAGAAGUGUGGUUUGGCCUAUAUUCCUUGCCGAUAAUUUGAAACAAUUUUCAGCUGGUUUCAAAAGAGGCAAUCAGGAGGAUGCCCAAGACUUUAUGAACCGUGCCUUGAAUAAACUGCAAGGUUGCUUUUCAGAAGGACAUCCUAAUCUUGUUGGAGAAAUCUUUGGUGGUCGUUAUGUUAGCCAACUUCGAUGUAGUAACUGUGGUCACUGUUCUGAAACUUUUGAAGCGAUUAUUGACCUGAGCUUAGGGAUAGAAAAUAUCUAUACCAUUCAGGAUGCACUGGAAUCAUACACCAAGGUGGAAAAGGUUGGUGGGAAGUCUACUUGUAAUAGCUGCAAACAAGUUGUAUCCAUGGAGAAGCAGCUUCUGUUAACUCAAACACCUUCAGUUGCGGCAUUACAUUUGAAGAGAUUUAGGGGAGGCGGGAUUUCUGUUAAAAAGAUUGAAAACCAUGUUUUUUUCACCCUGGAAUUAGACUUGCAACCUUAUACAUUUGGUGCUGAAAAUCAUAAUGUAGAGCUGAAAUAUGAUCUAUAUGCAGUUGUGGUUCACACUGGAAAUUCACCUAAUUCAGGGCAUUACUUUUGCUUUGUUCGCUCUGCUCCAGACAAGUGGCAUAAGUUAGAUGACUCAGAGGUUACCAGAGUAUCUGGAGAUGAAGUCUUGUGUCAACAAGCAUACAUCCUGUUUUAUGCACGACGCGGAACACCAUGGUUUUCGAGUAUUAUAGAGGAUGUAAACUCAUCAUAUCCACACUCAGGUUCAGGCAACAAAGGUGAUUGUGGUGGUGAUGAACAAAUUGAAGAUCAACACCCAGAUUCAAACUCAGUUUUAGGCAACAAAGGUGAUAGUGAUAGUGCUGAAGAAACUGUGGAUGAUCCUAUUGAUGCAGAUAAUGAAUGUGUGAGUGACUUGCGUGUUGGGGAUCCGGAGAAAAAUGCGAUACCACACAUAACCAAGUGCCACCUGAUUAGAAGGACCAUAUUCAAGAGAAAUUCAUACAAGAGAGAGGUGGAAUUUUGAAGGUUUCCUUCAUAUAAUUGUUCAUAUCCAUUCUUUGUUUAGUCUGUUUUGUACAAAACAAUUGUUAAUAUUUUUUUGAUAGAUACAUUUGUUGAUAAUAGAAUGGUUACUGUUCUAUAGUCCUACUGCUAAAUGCUAAUGCUCCAUGUAAUUGAUGAUAACAGUUUUUUUUUACACUGCUUGGUAGGAUCAUUUAAAGCAGAAGAUUU
This is a messenger RNA of Lotus japonicus, 1698 nucleotides long. RefSeq names its product ubiquitin carboxyl-terminal hydrolase 20-like. Gene Ontology annotation, biological process: protein deubiquitination. The coding region runs from base 86 to 1489 and encodes 467 amino acids. The record is from RefSeq and is a predicted model, not a curated record. The transcript is spliced from 7 exons. Gene Ontology annotation, molecular function: cysteine-type endopeptidase activity; cysteine-type deubiquitinase activity. Gene Ontology annotation, cellular component: nucleus; cytosol. NCBI's taxonomy places the organism in Eukaryota, Viridiplantae, Streptophyta, Magnoliopsida, Fabales, Fabaceae.